AUGCCACUCCAAUUCUGGAGAUCGCCUGGACAAGGCUCAAAAGACACCGAUCCACUGCUCGAGGCAGCAUGUCCUCCACAAAUCGACGACGAUUACCUGAAAACCGACGAAGAGGAUAGCGACGACGAUAGUGAUGAGGACGAGGAUGUGAAAGAGGCUCGUGCUGAGCGGUUGCGCGAGACUGGAGGCUGGCUUGGCUACCUGAAUGACUUUACCAUUUUCCUGCCUUAUGUCCUACCCAAACGAGACAUCAAAGUACAGAUAUGUCUACUCAUCUGUCUCAUCACGAUCGCGAUAGAGCGCGUUCUGCAAGUGGCUAUCCCGUACGUCCUUGGAAUGAUUGCGGACAAAGUCACACAUGGAUCGAUACCUAUUCGAGAACUCCUCAUCUUCCUUGUCCUGGACCACCUCAACGGCGAUUCAGGCUUGAUCUUCAUUCAAGAGCUGUCUAAAAUACCCAUCAAGCAAUUCUCGUACAAGCAAUUAACCAACACUGCUUUCGGCCAUGUCAUGGCCCAGUCAAUCGAUUUCCAUUCUACGCAAGACUCAGCAGAGGUCAUGAAGGCUGUUGAACAAGGCGAAGCGUUGGGCAACGUCCUCGAGUCGGUAGUCAUCGAAAUCCUACCAACCAUGAUCGACGUCGUCGUAGCUUGUACCAUCUUCUACCGGAAGUUUACUCCGGCAGUGGGGAUGGUUCUGCUCGGUGCAUCAAUCUUAUUCCUGGCAGCCGAAGCUUUCUCAACGCGACUCACAACCGGCCCCCGGAGGAAUGUGACGAAAGCGGAACGAGUCCAGAUACGAAAGAUGCACCAAGCGAUUCAAGGUUGGCAAACUGUGACCUACUUUAACCAGUUCAAGAGGGAGGCCCACGUAUUGUCCAAUGCUGUGAACAACCACAUGAAGGCAAGGACACGCUUCGAAGCACGGCAAGCAUUCAUCAAGGCUCUCGUUGAGCUGCUAGUACCGACUACCUUCUUCGCUCUAGCCUACCUCAUCCUCCAACGCAUCGCUGCAGGCACUGCAUCACCAGGAGACUUUGUCUUCUUCCUCACGUACUGGGACUCAAUCAUUUACCCGCUAAAGUUUUUGACAGAACAUGUCCGGUGGUUAGUGCGCGACUUUGUAGACGCCGAACGAGUUCUGCACCUUCUACAGACCCAGCCGUCAGUCACAGACGCACCUGAAGCCUACCCACUCGCAGUGCGCGACCGCGAAGUGCGAUUCGAAGACGUAUCCUUCCAGUACGACUCGAGCCGCUACGCACUCCACGACGUCUCCUUCACCGUCUCGCCCGGCCAGACCGUCGCGCUCGUAGGCCAAACCGGCGCUGGCAAAUCGUCGAUUCUGAAGCUACUCCUACGUCUGCACGACGUCACAUCCGGCAGGGUUACCAUAUCCAAACAAGACAUCCGGCACGUCACACUGAGUUCGCUGCGCGACGCUGUAAGCGUAGUUCCUCAGGCACCCACCUUCUUCAACACGUCCAUCAUGGAGAACGUACGGUACGCACGCAGCACCGCGAGCGACCAAGACGUCCACGAAGGUUACAACACCCACGUCGGCGAGCGUGGCGUCAAGCUGUCCGGUGGCGAGGCGCAGAGACUUGCGAUUGCGAGGGCGCUGCUCAAGGACGCGCCGAUUGUUCUGCUGGAUGAGGCGACGAGUGCGGUCGAUACGGUGACAGAGGGUAGCAUCAAGAGGGCGUUUGAGAAGCUGAAAGAGGGAAGGAUUGUGAUUGUUAUCGCGCAUCGGCUGAGUACGAUUGUUGAUGCUGAUUCGAUUCUAGUGUUGCAUGAGGGGAGCAUUGUAGAGAGGGGAACGCACCAGGAGCUGUGCGAUAGAAAAGGGCGGUAUUAUGAGCUGUGGGAGGGGUCCUAG
Molecule: messenger RNA, 1878 nt
Organism: Alternaria alternata
Lineage: Eukaryota; Fungi; Ascomycota; Dothideomycetes; Pleosporales; Pleosporaceae
Product: P-loop containing nucleoside triphosphate hydrolase protein
Exons: 2
Coding region: 1-1878 (625 amino acids)
Biological process (GO): transmembrane transport
Cellular component (GO): membrane
Molecular function (GO): ATP hydrolysis activity; ABC-type transporter activity; ATP binding
Source: RefSeq, a predicted model, not a curated record